Talaromyces stipitatus ATCC 10500 is the source of this 2316-nucleotide messenger RNA. RefSeq names its product progesterone binding protein, putative. Gene Ontology annotation, cellular component: membrane; endomembrane system. Bases 75 to 446 code for a protein of 123 amino acids. The transcript has 3 exons. NCBI's taxonomy places the organism in Eukaryota, Fungi, Ascomycota, Eurotiomycetes, Eurotiales, Trichocomaceae. The record is from RefSeq and is a predicted model, not a curated record.
AAUAUUUCGAACGACAAAACAAACUGCUUCAAAUAUAGGCAUCCCACAAAUAUUUUGCAGAACAAACAUACAGAAUGCCCGAUCAUGUCGAAGAGCCCAAGCGCUUCGAGCCCAAAGAGCCCGUUCAGCUCGAUUCUCCAAAAGACGAUCCGUUCACACUGGAAGAGUUGUCGAAACACGAUGGAACCGACCCGAGUCGUCCUACAUACGUCGCUAUCAAAGGUACCAUUUUUGACGUGAGCAAGAAAGACGCAUAUGCCCCUGGAGGACAAUACCACGUCUUUGCUGGCAAAGAUGCCUCUCGCGCAUUAGCUAAGUCGUCGUUGAAAAAGGAGGAUUGCCGUCCGGAAUGGGAGGAUUUGGACGACAAGGAGAAGACGGUCUUGGAGGAGUGGUUUACCUUUUUCAGCAAGAGGUACAAUAUUGUUGGGAAAGUUGUGUCAUGAACUUUCGGUUGAUGUGACGACCUAUGUACCGGCAGGGAUAGCAGGAUUGCGGCCUAUAUAUGUUUAUUAUGUCUGUAUUCAGGGCAUUGGACGAUUUGAAGAGUCUACAGUUGUACGAAUCCGUUGCAAAAUCCAGAAACGCCGGUAUUCGAUACGCAUAAAUGCUUUUGCUCGAUGGAUUGUACAUGAACAAUCGAAUCAUGACAGGAAACUAACCAUCUAUAUACAACAUAACAAAUCAAGCUUUGCCCUUCCUUUGCCUUCGUUGCUGGCGUUUGCGAGCAAUGAUCCGAUUCCUCUUAGCAAUUUUAUUCUUUUGAUCCUCAUCUUCGUCUUCAUCGGCAUCCACUUUUUUAUCUUUCGUCUUGUCUCCCUUGUUGUUUGGGCGACCUUCGGGUCUCUUUCUCUUCAUUCCUCGCUUCCCGUUGUCACCACCUUUCUCGGCUCCCUCUUCCUGCUUAUUGCGUGCCCGUUCUUGGAAUUCCUUUCGUCUCUUGACAACUUGGGCAUUCUCAAUGGCAAACUCGACAAUAAGUCUCUUCUUCUUCUCAGUAUCUCCAUCCCUGGAUUUGACUUGCACGACAUGUCCAUUAAGCCACCGUAAUCCCAUCAAUGCAUGUCGGUGGGUGUAGUACUCGACAAAUCCAUAACCGCGACUACGUCCGGCACCAGUCUUUUCUUCAAUCUUGCUGCCGUCACGCCCUUCAAAGACAAUCUUAGCUUGCUUGACAAUACCUUUACCCUUUUCACGACGCCGUUUGUCAUCGACUUUGGUUUCUUCAGAGUCGCGAGAGAGUUCGUCUGUUGACAGCGGUUGGCGACGUCCUUCUUUUGCGUCUUUGGCGAAUCCGACAACAGCUUCACGAGCAAGAGCUUUAAGGUCUUUGGAAGUCACUGAUCGGGGGAUGUUUCGAAUGGACAGUCGAGUCAGACUCAAAUGUAAUGUAGGAUUGUUCUUGAUCAAAUUCUGGCGUUGCUUGAGACUGUCUUCUCUCAUUUUUAUUUCCGAUGGUGCCAAUUUCUUAUACAGUGGAGAACUGGUGUUGAUAGUUCCUUCAUUCAACAAGAAAAGCCGGCGCCUAUCCUUGUCUCUCUCCGAUCGACGAGAAACACCCUCCUCUGUCAAUUUAUUGGCUUCCGUCUUCGAAACAGCUAAAGUAACAUUCAGAACACGGUCUUCAAUCGUAUAUUUUCCGCUAGGGUCAAGCAUAUCGUUCUGUAGGACCGACUGUUUGAUGCUUGUAGAGUGCUUCUUAGAGUGAGCAUCUUCCUUGCCAGCGUCUACUUGUCGUGGAGCACCCCGGAGACAUUCGAUUGCGUCUUCUGCCUUCCAGAAACAGACGAAACCGGUUCCUCGUGGACGUUCUGUUUCAUAGUCCACAACGAUACGUGCGUACCGCAGCGGCCCGAACUGCUUGAAAUGCUCAUAUAAGGACUCGUCGGUGGUAGUGAAGGGCAAAUUGCGAAUAAAAAUAGUAGAAGAGUUUCGGUCAUCUUCUUCGCCUUCGUCGUCCUCAUCAUCCUCGUCUUCAUCGUCUUCAUCGAAACUUCCUUCCUCAUCUCCGUCCUCUGACGCAACUCCAACAGACUCGUCUUCUUCAUCUUCAGCUCCAGCCUCAUCACUUUUAGCAUCGUCAACCUCCAUUGCAUCUUCAUCUUUCUUUUCCGCAGUUUGUUGUGCCUCUUCCCACACAUUCUUUUCCACCGCCCAGUCGACAGCUAGAGUUCUUCCAUCGAUCUCCUUUCCGUUCACAGCUUCCAGCGCCUUCUCAGCGUUCUUACGUCCGCGCAGCACAACGAACCCAAAACCUGCUUGAACAUUCCCCUUCUUCGGAACAACAGCAUGCUUAACUUUACCGAAACUGCGAAA